AUGGGUUCAUCAAGGGAUGUGAGCAGCUCAGGUUCCAUCAGUGGAAAGCGGCGUCGCAGUAGUAGAACCCGUUCAGCCUCAAGCAAGUCCUCAGGAGUCAAGAAAGCGACAGGUAAAUCACGAACUCACGACGCCGAGCCACGCGGAGAUAAAGACCGCAUAUCUGGCAAGCUCCACGAUGCUCAACGGUACUUCGAUGAAGUCGGCCAGCCAUUCCUCAAGGGGCAAUGGGACACCAUUCAGAAAGUCAAGUCCGGAAUCAACACCGCGAGGACCCUAUAUAAGUACUACCAGAAGGCGCAGACCUUGGCGACAGCGGCACAGAGCGGGCAAUAUCCCAGCCUUAGGCGAAACGGGGCAGGGCAUAAGGCAGGCGCGUUAGAGACUCGCGGGGAGCCGUCCGUCGCUGAUGUCCUGUGGGCUCUGCAAAAGACCAACGCCCGCCUCGACAGAAUCGACGCUUAUCUUGGCUUCAUGACUGAUGAGCCUCGUGUGAACCUACCCGUGCAGAAUGAGACCGGUCCGGCUCGCGUCACGGCCUGGGUGUUCCCCGCGUGCCCUAAGGACGUCCAGUACUCAUCCAUCUGGGAAUGCCGAGAGAAGGGAUGCUUCUUGGCCUGUCGGGAGUGCAAGCACGGACUUUUGAGUCCGGCCGAAGGCCACCACGUUUGCACGGACUGCAGGAGGCGCGAAGCUAUUAAGGGCGAUCGUCAUCUGACGACGCGGGAAAAGCGCAAGAGGUCCAUGGUAGAAUAUCAGGGGGAUUCCGAGGUGUCUUUGCGGAGCGGAAGCUCCAAGAAGUCGCGGCGACGAAGCUCGCAUGAUAAUGGACCUGGCAGUGCACACCGCCAGCCACAUGUCGAGAGGGCAGGGCCUGUGCGUAUUAGAGACGCGUGGUUGACAAAGGAAGGCAAAGACAGGCUCCUCCGGAAGUACAACUUCUGA
Molecule: messenger RNA, 945 nt
Organism: Anthostomella pinea
Lineage: Eukaryota; Fungi; Ascomycota; Sordariomycetes; Xylariales; Xylariaceae
Source: the annotation of a GenBank genome assembly